This is a messenger RNA of Lycium barbarum (goji berry), 1392 nucleotides long. RefSeq names its product cuscuta receptor 1-like. The record is from RefSeq and is a predicted model, not a curated record. The transcript has a single exon. NCBI's taxonomy places the organism in Eukaryota, Viridiplantae, Streptophyta, Magnoliopsida, Solanales, Solanaceae. The coding region runs from base 1 to 1392 and encodes 463 amino acids. Gene Ontology annotation, molecular function: protein binding.
AUGCUGAAGCUUUCACAGAAUAAGCUGCAGGGCCAGUUAUUUCCCAAAAAAUGGAACCUCACAUCGCUCUUGUUUUUGUAUCUAGAUAAUAAUUUCUUUUCAGGACAGUUGUUACCUGGACUUCUUACAAGCUCCUACUUGAAGGUAUUGAAUCUAAGCGAUAACUCGAUCUCGGGAAAACUACCUGAUUGGAUAGGGGACUUUUCUUCCCUUUCGUUCCUUGUUGCGUCCAGGAACUUGUUCAAAGGUCCUAUACCAGUGGGCUUUUGCAGACUUGUUGAACUGACAGUAUUAGACCUUUCAUGGAAUAGUCUUUCUGAUAAAAUACCUCCUUGUUUCAAUUUAUCGUCACUAAGAUACUUAAGCCUUCACAAAAAUGAACUGUCAGGACCUUUGCCACGAGCUCUUUAUAGAUCAUCUUCCCUUGUGACACUGGAUAUCGGGGAUAAUAAACUAUCAGGGGAAAUUCCAAAGUGGAUCAACCUACUCCCAAAUUUGAGAUUUCUUUUAUUAAAGGGAAACAAUUUUGUAGGUUCCAUUCCUUUUCAGUUAUGUCAGCUUCACAACAUCAGCAUACUGGAUCUUUCUUUCAAUAGCAUUUCUGGUCUAAUACCUUCAUGUUUGAAUGAUAUACCAUUUGGUCAUAGAAAAGCACAUAAUCAAACCUUUGAAAAUGUGAUAUUUGAUUGGAGCGCUUCCAUAUCCUUCUACUACAGAUAUCGAGGCAUACAUCGUUUAGACCAACAUGUUGAUGAUCUAUUUAACUCACCACAUGUGGUUGAAAUAGAAUUUAUCUCAAAGAGUAGGCCUAAUUCAUACAAAGGAAGCAACGUGGAUUUGAUGGCGGGGAUCGAUUUUUCUAGGAAUAGAUUGACAGGUCCAAUUCCUUCUGAAAUUGGAUUCCUAAGUGAUAUUCAUGCUUUAAAUUUAUCACAUAAUCAAUUAAAUGGAUCCAUUCCAAGGACAUUUUCCAACAUGAAGCAAAUAGAAAGCUUGGACUUAUCCAACAACAAGUUGAGUGGUGGAAUUCCCCCGGAUUUGGUUCAGUUAAACUUUCUAUCAAUGUUCUUAGUGGCGAACAACAAUUUAUCAGGACAUGCACCAGAUAGGAAGGCUCAGUUUGCAACAUUUGAUGCUAGCAGCUAUGAGGGCAAUCCUUUUCUUUGUGGAUUACCUCUCCAGGAAAAUUGCAGAAGGAGCACAAGUGCAGUAUCAGAUCCGAAUCUAGGAGAUCCAGGAGAAACUGAUGAUCUGUUCAAAGAUUCAUUUUUGGAGACUUUUGUUCCAUCAUACGUUGUGGCAUUCCUAGGAGUUGUUGCUUUUAUCUACUUCAACUUCACUUGCAGGAUGAUUUUUCUGUUUAUUGAAGCAAAACUUUCAUCUUCCAGAUAG